AUGAACAUCACCAGUAAUGUGAGUCAUGCUGCCCUGUUCCACCCCAACACGAGCCACGGCCACCAUCUCAACACGACGGUCAUGUCGACUUUCCCUAUCCUGGCGUGGAGUACAGCAUACGGUACUAUUGCAGUAAUGGCGGCGUUUGGCAACAGCAUGGUCAUCGUGGCUUUCGUGCGGAACCUCAAGCUUCACACGAGGACGAACUUUUUCGUGAUCGGUCUGGCGGCCGCGGACUUCAUAGUAGGGGUUCUUGCGGUACCCUUGUUCAUAUGUACGUUCUGGUAUUACACGCGAAGUCUCGAUAUUCCGCUCAUACUCAGGCGCAUUUACGACGCUGCAGAUAUCUUCUCCGGAUUCGCGUCCAUCUUCCAACUUGUUCUCAUCUCUCUCGAACGCUGCUAUGCAAUCUUAUACCCUGUGAGCCAUAGGAACUCAUCAAAGUGGGUGUAUAUUCUGUCUGUGAUCUUCUUUUGGUUCUUUUCUGGGGCGUUAUCGAUAACCCAAGCGAUAGGCAUUACGGAAAAGAGCAUGCAUCUUAGACGUGCAUUCUUCUCGAUGAUCUGGAUGUGUUACGGGGUCUCAUUCAUUGUGAUCUGCGCGGCGUAUGUGGGGAUUUGGAAGAAAGCCAAGACAAGAGGGACUUAUGGUUUCUACCGGAGGAAGCGCAGGCGGCAGGAUCGAGAGGUCAUGAUCGCGUUUACUGUACUUAUAGUCAUCGUAGUGUUUAUAAUCACGUGGCUUCCAUUCUUUACGGUGAACGUGUUGUUCUAUUACGACCCCAAAAGAGGCAAAGGUGUACCCUACGAGCUUGUCCAAUUCACGAAACUCCUCCACUACUCAAACUCGGCCAUUAACCCCAUUAUAUAUUCGCUGAAGAUCCCGGGGUUCAAAAAGACGUUCACGAGUCUACUGCGCCGAGAGUCACGUGCCAUGCUUAAGACGCGUACGCUCAGUCUCACGCGCAAGGACUCGAACAGAAACUCCAUGUUACGCGCGAGACCCGGAAGGUCAUCGAUCUAGGGAUAGUUUAAAUUCGAUAAAGGGAGUUGUAGCUAGAAAUAAACGUGACGGAAUUGAAACUCUAAGAAUCUUAAAGAGCCUUUUCCAGCAAAACCGUAUUGUUUCCAUCAAUAGUGGAAGCCAAAUUCUAAAAAAAUUAUCUCAAAGUGGCCACUUUACUCACAGAAUUCAGUAAAAAUAACGCAACAGUUCCUCCAAAUCAGCCGGACACUUUCUCUCAGUACUUUGCUAGGAUGACAAAAUGGUGGCUAGCAGAGGCUCUCAAUAAUUCUAGCCAUAGUUUAUAAUGGAGUUAUUGGGGGGAGGGGUGUUGAAGUCAAGAUAGAAAAUCUAUGCUACGCGGCAGGCCCGCGCAGUCAUCAUUCUAGGAAUAAACCAUACUUUGCAGGGGA
This is a messenger RNA of Nematostella vectensis (starlet sea anemone), 1415 nucleotides long. Its product is annotated as adenosine receptor A3-like. Gene Ontology annotation, cellular component: membrane. Gene Ontology annotation, molecular function: G protein-coupled receptor activity. NCBI's taxonomy places the organism in Eukaryota, Metazoa, Cnidaria, Anthozoa, Actiniaria, Edwardsiidae. The transcript has a single exon. The record is from RefSeq and is a predicted model, not a curated record. Bases 1 to 1023 code for a protein of 340 amino acids. Gene Ontology annotation, biological process: G protein-coupled receptor signaling pathway.